GUUGGGUUUUCCUGGCUUGACAGCUGUCACUGUACACCGAGGUCAAGGGGAAAGAAGCAUGGCUGCCUUGUUUAGAGGGUCGCGAAAUGUAUUGUUACGGUGGAACAAGCACCUUGCUUUCGUGUCAACACGAUCAAUGGCCUCAAAAACACCAGUGGGGUUUGUUGGUCUGGGAAACAUGGGCAGCCCCAUGGCCAAAAACCUGUUAAAAAACGGUUAUCCUGUUAUUGCCACUGAUGUCUUCCCUGAGUCUUGCAAGGAGCUGCAGGACAUCGGUGCCCAGGUAGUAGAUACUCCCGGAGAGGUGGCAGAGAAAGCAGACAGGAUCCUCACAAUGCUACCCUCCAGUCCCAAUGUCAUUGAAGUCUACACAGGCCCAAAUGGCAUCCUCAAGAAGGUGAAGAAGGGAACACUGUUGAUUGACUCCUCCACCAUCGACCCUGCCGUGUCAAGAGAGAUGGCAGCCGCUGCAGAGAAGAUGGGUGCAGUGUUCAUGGAUGCUCCAGUGUCAGGGGGUGUCGGGGCUGCCAGCUUGGCCAAACUGACCUUCAUGGUUGGUGGAGUGGAGGAGGAAUACAACGCUGCGCAGGAGCUGCUCACCUGCAUGGGAGCGAAUGUUGUCUACUGUGGACCGGUUGGCACUGGACAGGCGGCGAAGAUCUGCAAUAACAUGCUCCUGGCCAUCGGGAUGAUUGGGACUGCAGAGACCAUGAACCUGGGCAUCAGACUGGGUUUGGACCCCAAGCUGCUGGCAAAGAUCCUCAACAUGUCCUCAGGUCGUUGCUGGUCCAGCGACACGUAUAAUCCAGCCCCCGGCGUCAUGGAGGGAGUCCCCUCAGCCAACAACUACCAGGGCGGCUUUGGAACCACACUCAUGGCCAAGGAUCUUGGUUUGGCUCAAAACACUGCGACCAACACUAAGACACCCAUCCCUCUGGGUUCCCUCGCCCACCAGAUCUUCAGAGUCAUGUGCUCCCGCGGCUACGCUAACAAGGACUUCUCAUCCGUCUUCCAAUUCCUACGCGAGGAGGAAGGACAGUGAAUGGAGGGGUAGCACAGUUGACUGUGAAGUUACCAUACAUAAACACACGCACACACACACACACACACACACACACACACAUACCCACACCCCAGUCCCCCUUAUCCUACUAUGCUCAGGAGAGACUAAGGCCACAGAUGUGCGGUCCAAUUAACAUAUUGUAUGUCAGCACGUGUUCCCUCAUAGCCUCAGCUGAAUCAUAUUUUCAAUUCAUGUCCGUCUGCAUAGGGGAAAUGCUAAAACUGACUUUAGAUCAGUUUCAAGAGACAAAGCAACUCUGGAGUCUGGAAUGAGAGGCCAGAGUGGAAAAUGAGAGGUAGGAAGAGGCACUGUUGGUGUAUAUGUACCAAUGCAAACAAUAUGUGAUUUUCCAAGAUGAUUGAUAAGUAAUAACUGCAUGAUGGUUGAAAGUUUAAGUAUGCGUUUGUCGGGGUUUGUGCUUAUUGCCUGUUACCCAAAUGACUCUGACCUGUCCCGGUUCAAUGAAAGGUCAGAAAAGAAAACACAAGCUACAGAGAGGAUUCACAUAGCAGUGAGAACAUUAAAGAGAGUUUAGGUUACAUUUUUCUGCUGGAGAAAGUCGUUGCAGCGGCACCGUGGGCUCAAAGUUCACGUGUUUUGUCUGUUUUAGGGAAUUCGGUCGGUCCUUCGGUCGGUCGGUCCUUCGGUCGGUCCUUCGGUCGGUCAGUCCUUCGGUCGGUCCUUCGGUCGGUCGGUCGGUCGGUCGGUCCUUCGGUCGAUCGCGUCCCCUUCAGACGUUGCCAGAAUACAUACUUUCAUUCACUCACUGGAUCGACCACUUGAGCUAAUUUGAAUACUGUGAAUUAUAGAUCUGGUUAUUUUUGCACUGUGUGCAUCGCAGCGCGAUGUGCCGGGCCAUUUUUAACAAUAACAGAAUCUCUUUGAACUUACCUGUCCUCUCUGAUAUCCACAUCUGUUUAUCGAGCCACUGGAGUAUUAUUUUGUGACCAACACUGUUUGAAUUUUAUACUGUUCACUACAAAUCGUCGUUCUGCUCCUCAAGCACUUUCUGUUACCUGUUUUGACUUAAACUUAAGUCCCUCCUCACAUAUUUCUCCUGUCUCGAUGUCUGCAUCUAUCAACUUGUACGACAUGUGUGUAAGCAAGGUGUGUUUCCUCCCGGCUCUGAUCAAAUGUACAUAAUGUAUAUUACAUAUUGAUGCAAAGUGUUGAAGAGAAAUCUAACUAGACUGUCACUUUUUGUAGAAAAAUGCAUUACUCGUGUCUACAGUUUGUCUUUGCUCUGUGAAACAGAUCCUCAGUCACACUGUAGCCUGAAAAUAAAAGAUGUUCCGUGUA
Messenger RNA from Cyclopterus lumpus (lumpfish), 2362 nucleotides. RefSeq names its product 3-hydroxyisobutyrate dehydrogenase a (gene hibadha). Bases 59 to 1042 code for a protein of 327 amino acids. The transcript is spliced from 8 exons. Lineage: Eukaryota; Metazoa; Chordata; Actinopteri; Perciformes; Cyclopteridae. Gene Ontology annotation, biological process: L-valine catabolic process. Gene Ontology annotation, molecular function: 3-hydroxyisobutyrate dehydrogenase activity; NAD binding; NADP binding. The record is from RefSeq and is a predicted model, not a curated record. Gene Ontology annotation, cellular component: mitochondrion.